Molecule: messenger RNA, 1795 nt
Organism: Uloborus diversus
Lineage: Eukaryota; Metazoa; Arthropoda; Arachnida; Araneae; Uloboridae
Product: homeobox protein unc-4 homolog
Exons: 4
Coding region: 105-1724 (539 amino acids)
Biological process (GO): regulation of DNA-templated transcription
Molecular function (GO): DNA-binding transcription factor activity, RNA polymerase II-specific; sequence-specific double-stranded DNA binding
Source: RefSeq, a predicted model, not a curated record
GCUUGUCAAAACAAACGGAGUAGCUCGAUACUCGAAACUUGAAAAAAUUCCGUGAGAUGCUGAAGAGUGCCAUUGUUCCGGGAGUGUUUUGAUCGUCUAGAAUCAUGGACACCCGACUUUUGGAACCCGCGUUCGGACACACGCACAGCCACGUGCUGGCCCGUCUCGGCCGUUUCUUACCCUCGCCGUAUAUGCACUUUGGAUCGCCGAUCGCUCCCUACAGCGUGCCCUUGGCGGCGGCGCACCACGCUGCGGCGGCGGCAGCGGCGCACCACCACCACGCGGCGGCGGCCGCGUUCGACUAUGGACAGGCGGCGGCGGCCGCCAUGGCCGGCGGCCUGCCCUAUUCCAUCGACGGCAUCCUCGGCAUGACGCCGGCCGGACUCACGGCCAACGGGCUCGGCGGACCGGCCGGAUCUGGCGGUGGAAACGGUGGGCCCGGCGAUCCGGGGUCGCACGGGCACGGGAAAAAAGGCGCUGUUUUCUUCUCUUCAGGCGAUUCCGACUGCGAGAACGAUGCCAGCUCGACGAGUGGGAGUCAGGGCAAGAGGCGCCGGACGCGGACCAACUUCAACGGCUGGCAGUUGGAGGAGUUGGAGAAGGCGUUCGAGGCCUCGCACUACCCGGACGUCUUCAUGAGGGAAGCCCUGGCGAUGAGGCUGGACCUUGUCGAAUCCAGAGUACAGGUAUGGUUCCAAAACAGACGGGCCAAGUGGCGGAAGAAGGAGAACACGAAGAAGGGCCCCGGCCGGCCGGCGCACAACGCCCAUCCCCAAACGUGUUCGGGCGACCCCAUCCCUCCCGAAGAGAUUGAAAAGCGAGAGCGGGACAGGCGGGAAAAGAAACUUCGAAAGCAGCUAGAGAGGCAGGCGAAAAGGCUGCAACAGGCCAAAGUGAAACCCGGUGUUAACGUCGCUAGUCUCAGUGAGGCAAUUUAUCAGACUCUCGGUGAACUGAGGCACAUCAAUGAGAGAAAAGAACCUCGGGACUUAGUGGGAUCCGAAAUCUUCAGUCUUCUCGGAACUAUGGGUUUUGACGUCAUCGAUGCAAUGUCAAGAUCUACCAACAACAAAGGCCAGCAAACGCAGCAAAGGUCGCAACCUCUUAACCACUGCAGCAACAGCGAAAGCAGCAGUCUCGGUGACGUCAACGUCUGUUCAAUGGGUGAGGACAACACGACAGACGACGAGGCCGCCAGCAGUAAAAGAAUGACCAAUGACUACCACAGCCUACACCACCACCGUCCGCAGCUGAUGGUCAUGCAGCAGAAAGUCAACCCUUUCAGCAUAGAGAAUAUCCUAGCUGAGGACAAAGCUGGUGCAAAAGGCAGGCUGAUGGGGUCAUCAGGUUCUCCUUACCUUGCUGCUAUCACACAACCUGUAGGUUUCCUAGUCGGUUCAGGACAAACUGUUGAUAGUCCCGGUUCUUGCCAGUCCAGUGAUGUGUCUGCAAGUGAUUACAGUGCCCCAAGCAGCCCAGAGAGACCUCUGGAAGGUGGCAAAAUCAUCGACAGACCAGAACAUUCAGACUCGGACUCAGACGACGAUGGUCCUAUAAUAGAUGGUGAACUAGAACUGAGAUUGCGACUUCAAGAAGGAGAGGAUAGGAACGUUAUGGUGGUUCCGUGCAGCCCCAAACCCACACAGUCCUCUUCUAUAAACAAUGCAGCCGCUAAUAGUUUGCAGCAAAAUGUUUCCACUACUUCAUUGACGCAUAAGUUGUGAAGUGUUGUUUACAUUACAUGUUCCAAGCGAAGACUUAUGGCAACUAUGCAAAUAAAAAGGGGCAAUUUAAA